AUGGCGACGACGACGCGGCGGCGUGGGGGUGAGGCGGCGAGCGGUGUGCUGGCGGCGAUCGUCGUCGCCGGCGUGCUGCUGCCUGGAGGCGUCUGUGCUGGUGCAGUUGCCGCCGCGGGCGCCGGCGUGGAGGAGUGCGAGGACAGCAGCAGGGCGCGCGGGGGCGACCGCGUCGAGGCGCUGCCGGGGCAGCCGGCGGUGGCGUUCGCGCAGUACUCCGGGUACGUGACGGUGAACCGGGGCCGCGGCCGCGCGCUCUUCUACUGGCUCACCGAGGCCGUCGGCGACGCGGCCACCAAGCCCCUCGUGCUCUGGCUCAACGGAGGUCCUGGAUGCUCAUCGGUGGCGUAUGGAGCAUCGGAAGAGAUCGGCCCGUUCCGGAUCAAACCAAACGGGACAGGGCUGUUUCUGAACAAGUACUCUUGGAACAGAGAGGCAAACCUUCUCUUCCUCGAAUCGCCUGCAGGAGUCGGCUUCUCCUACACGAACACCACUUCGGAUCUCAAGACAACGGGCGAUGAGAGGACUGCUCAAGAUGCGCUGCAGUUCUUGAUCACCUGGAUGUCACGGUUCCCACAGUAUCGGCACCGAGAUUUCUACAUAGCUGGAGAAAGCUACGCCGGCCACUACGUUCCACAAUUGGCAAGGAAGAUUGUUGAGUACAACGAGGCUUCGCCUAACCCCUUCAUCAACCUGAAGGGGAUCCUUGUGGGCAACGCGGUCACUGACAACUACUACGACAACAUCGGCACGGUCACCUACUGGUGGACGCACGCCAUGAUCUCUGACCGCACCUACAAGGCCAUCCUCAAGUCGUGCAACUUCAGCAGCAGCAACAUCUCGCGCUUCUGCAACCGCGCCAUGAACUACGCCAUGAACCAGGAGUUUGGGGACAUUGACCAGUACAGCAUCUACACACCGUCGUGCGUGGCAGCCAGGUCCAACGCCACCGUACUGAGGUUCAAGAACACCCUCAUCCGCCGGCGGUCCUUCGGCUACGAUCCCUGCACGGAGACCUACGCCGAGAAGUACUACAACAGGCUGGACGUGCAGAAGGCAAUGCACGCAAACACCACGGGGAUCCCCUACAGAUGGACUGCCUGCAGUGAUGUGCUGAUCAAGACAUGGCAAGAUUCAGAGUUCUCCAUGCUGCCGACGUACAAGAAGCUGAUGAAAGCAGGACUGAGGAUAUGGGUGUUCAGCGGUGAUACAGAUUCAGUCGUCCCGGUGACCGCGACAAGGUUUGCGAUCAGUCAUCUUGGUCUGAAGAUCAAGACCCGCUGGUAUCCAUGGUACUCAGCUGGACAGGUAGGAGGAUGGUCUGAGGUGUAUGAAGGGCUCACAUUUGCGUCAGUGAGAGGUGCAGGGCAUGAGGUGCCAUUGUUUCAGCCCAGCAGGGCAUUCAGGAUGUUCCGGUCGUUCUUAGCCGGGGAGCCAUUGCCCAAGUCUUGA
Messenger RNA from Miscanthus lutarioriparius, 1452 nucleotides. The record is from the annotation of a GenBank genome assembly. Lineage: Eukaryota; Viridiplantae; Streptophyta; Magnoliopsida; Poales; Poaceae.